Harmonia axyridis is the source of this 398-nucleotide messenger RNA. RefSeq names its product cytochrome c oxidase assembly factor 5. Gene Ontology annotation, cellular component: mitochondrion. Bases 64 to 315 code for a protein of 83 amino acids. Lineage: Eukaryota; Metazoa; Arthropoda; Insecta; Coleoptera; Coccinellidae. The transcript has 4 exons. Gene Ontology annotation, biological process: mitochondrial respiratory chain complex IV assembly. The record is from RefSeq and is a predicted model, not a curated record.
CUAGUUGUCAUUUUUUGUUAUUAUUGGAAGUCCAGAUAAUUUACCCAAAAAUAAUUUUUCAAAAUGAUGCGAUAUGCUGAAGAGAACGAGAAAUUGGCGGAUAAAUCCGCUUGUGCUGGACUUCGAGCUGAUUUGAAAAUGUGUCUUUUGGAAAGCGAAUGUUGCCAAAAGUACAGGAAAACUCCUAGAGAAUGCUUAAAAGCUACUGACGGCAGUGUACCGGCAGAAUGUCAGGCAUUGAGAUAUUCUUUUUUUGAAUGCAAGAGGUCACUGUUGGAUGCUCGCCAGAGAUUUAGAGGUAGAAGAGGUUAUUGAAACAGUUAAUUUUAUAGUUUUAUUGUAAUAUAAACAUACUAGUAAUUUGUUAUCCUGUGAAUAAAUAUUCAUUUUUGUCCAUA